GGGAAAAAAGUGAAACAAAACAUUAAAAAAAAUAGUCUGCUUCUAAUUACAUCUCAAACUGGUGACUUAACUUUUUAUUUUGGCAGUUUUCCGCACUCCAGCUCCUGCCCAGGCCUGUGUCUGAGAGUCAAGACUAAUCAAAGGCACUUGUAUGGAGAGAACUGUUGGCCUCUGAAGGGAUUGAGCCAGUUCAGGCCAGCCUGCUGCUCUUUCUCUCCUUCUCUCCUUUUUCUUUCCCCUCUCACUCUCUCUUCCUGUCCUGUCUGUUUAAGGAGAGAAAGAUUGGGAAAUUCCUUCAAGCUACUUUACUUCAGGUUUCUGUGGGAUUUAAACAUGCACACUGAGGUUUUGGUACAGUCCAUGUUGGUGCCGUUGUUUCUGAUUCUGCUCUCUGCCGUGGAGGACACUUUGUUACAAUCGGUGAGCCAGGUGGGUGAUGUGUGCAAGCUGUCCACAGAGUCGUCCCAGCGCCGCUGCCGGACACCUGAUGGCAAGAUCUGUAGCGGGAGGGGCAGGUGUGACUGCGGCAUCUGCAUCUGCACGGCCACGGAUCCGGGGAAGUUCUACGGCCCACGCUGCGAGUGCCACGACUGGGUUUGCGCAACACACAGUGGGAAAACUUGCAACGACCGUGGCUACUGUGACUGUGGGACGUGUGAGUGUGAUGAAGGCUGGUUCGGAGAAGCCUGCCAGUUCCAGGAGGAGUGUAACCUCCCCAACAAGAAGAGCAAAGAGCUUUGCAAAAACCCACAGGGGGUGGUAUGCUCCAACAGAGGGACCUGCCACUGUGGUAGCUGCAUGUGUGACAAUAAGGACAACAAGGGUCUGGUGACAGGACGGUUCUGUGAGUGUGACGACAGCGAGUGUCUGGACGAGGACACCGGAGAGGUGUGUGGAGGCCAUGGCCAGUGUUACUGUGGAAACUGUUACUGUGCUGCUGGUUGGCAUGGAGACAAAUGUGAAUUCCAGUGUGACAUCAGCCCAUGGGAAAGCAAGCGGAGAUGCACCUCUCCAGAUGGCAAAAUCUGCAGCAACAGAGGGACCUGUGUGUGUGGGGAGUGCAACUGUUACGAUGUAGAUCCCUCCGGUGACUGGGGAGACAUUCACGGAGACACGUGCGAGUGCGAUGAGAGGAACUGUCAUGCAACCUACGACCGAUACACGGAUGACUUCUGCUCAGGUCACGGCCAGUGUAAUUGUGGCAGGUGCGACUGCAAGGAGGGCUGGGCUGGGAAGAAGUGCGAGCAUCCCCUGUCCUGCUCCCUGUCUCUUGAGAGCAGUUUGAGGAAGUGUCGAGGAACGUCCAAUUUGCCCUGCUUCGGACGAGGUCAGUGCCAGUGCGGACAGUGUACUUGCUUCCCACCUGGGGACAGCCGUGUUCAUGGCAAAAACUGUGAGUGUGAUGACCGGCAGUGCGAGGACAUCGGUGGAGAGGUCUGUGGAGGUCACGGUUACUGUUCGUGCGGACGCUGCAUCUGCCAGGAGGGAUGGUUUGGGAAGCUGUGCCAGUUCCCAAGGUCAUGUGACAUGAGCGACGUUCAGAGCAAGGAGCUCUGUGAGACUUCUGACGGAGUAAUGUGCAGCGGAAAAGGUUCGUGUCACUGUGGCCAAUGUAUCUGCUCUCCCCAGGACUGGUGGGUGUCUGGAGAGUACUGCGAGUGUGACGACCGAGAGUGUGACAAACAUGACGGUCUCAUCUGCACAGGGAAUGGGCUGUGCAAUUGCGGCAACUGCGAGUGCUGGGACGGCUGGACGGGGAACGCUUGUGAAAUCUGGUUGGGAGCAGAGUACUGAGGAGGAGAGGACACUGGUGUUAAGAGACAAGAGGCCUGGCUGCCCGGAGCGACCAGGAGCACCGCUGACGGUCACGACCAGGCUGGUAAAACACCACAGCCAGGAAAACCACGAGAGGAGGGAGAAGACAAAACUUAACAUGGAUGUCAUUUUGCAUAUCAGUAACAGUAUUCAUUCUUUUAUUGUACUGGUUACAAAUGAUCCUUAUAAAACUGGGUAUUGUAGGUGUAAAAGAAACAUAUUACCAUGUAAACACUUGUUUCCAAAACAGCUUUAUGUAUAAUUGUUUAAUAAUGUAGGAUUGCUUACAUAUUCCAGGUGGCUACACAUAAUAGGAUGCAGGUACAUGACAAAUCCAAAUGUUGGAAAGAGAAGAUUUAUUAAAGUGAGAUUUUUGGAGUGUGUGGAAUACCACUGGGAGAUGUGUUUUUAACUGGUACAGAAUGGUGUGUUUAACCCCAUGACCGUAUAUAAAGAUGGACGACACGUCUUCCCUCAAAAACGAAACAAAAAUACCCUGCAUAAAGCCCCCGCCAUGCGCUGAUAAUAUGAACUGGAGCCAGAGUCUGUGAAGAAGAGAUCUCCAAGGUACUGGUGUUGACUUUCGGCCCAUCCAUCCAACCAAAGCAGUGCCAUUGGAUGCAAGCACACUGAUUGGCACAUACAAUCAUGAAGUAACACCCCCUUUAUGUACCAUCGAGUACAGAGUAAAAAUAAAACGUACAGAAAACAAACAUACAUCAGUUUGAUAAGAACGACCUAAAAUCACAGAAACCACCAGAAUGACAGAAAAAUGUAUUUGACAUGCAUAUUGAAGUUUUAGUUUGCCACGUGUCCCAUCUUCUUACAUAGAAUUGGGUUAUGGAUUUAUACUUCAGCCAGCCGCCAGGGGUGAUUGAGAUGUUUUGGCUUCAUUUUUGGGCAUUUGUCCAAGAGGAAACCUUCAGGGUUAAAAAAUGAAGUCAACGUAGAAGUGCCAAAAACUGCAGUUCCUCUAAUCACCCCUUGAGGCUGGCUCCACAAGUGAAUAAAGCCCCAUAGACCCCCCAAAAUAUCCAACGUCACAGCAGAAAUAAACAUGUUUAUAGCCUGGUACAAAAAAAAUUAAAUUGGUCACUAAUUUAUUGACAACUGUACAGGGGUUUAAAUUUCAUAUAACUCUCGUUCUUUCUUCUAUUGUUUUUAAGGAUUAAAAUUACACAAAUUUACGGCCAGGGCCACUUGACUGAUAGUCAUGUGUCAGGUGUUUCUUCCAGGCCCCCCAGGAAAGCUGCUCAGCCUUGCUUUCAAUUUUUCCCGGUGGCCACUUGUGGUAUUGCAGCAAAAAAAACCCCGUAUGCACCAGGUGAGCAACUCCACUGGGAUGAGUAGGCGCCGUCUUAGUGUCUGGUAUCGAGAUAUUACUGAACAUCUUUGGUCGCUACAGUCUGUGAGUUGGAUCCAUUCCUCGUUCUUCCACAGGUCAGACUUCUCAUCCAAAUGCAGUCGCCUCUGGCUUCAGAUAUCCAAGACAGGGACGUCCAAAAUGCCAAAGUCAAAGCUUCCAAACAGCAGUCCCCAAACCAAUUAGUGAUGUCAAGGGUAGCUACGUUCAUUAUUUUAUACAGUUUAUGGAGCUCUCACGUCGUCCAUCUUUAUUAUACAGUCUAUGUUUCUUAAAUUGGUAUAAAAGUUAACUUGAAAGCUCGAGGCAGGUGUUACUGUUUGAGGUUUUUAUUUCUUUUUAAUAAUAAAACAUUAAAUGUGUCGCAUGACACAACAUUUUGCAUGGAAAACAAUGCGAAGACCUUAAUCAUACAUGGUUACAAAUUUGUUAUAACAUGACAUAACUCCAAUGGGCAUACUUGCAAUGGUAUAUAUAUUUUUUGAAAAUAAAUCAUUUUAAUAGUG
Molecule: messenger RNA, 3684 nt
Organism: Plectropomus leopardus (leopard coralgrouper)
Lineage: Eukaryota; Metazoa; Chordata; Actinopteri; Perciformes; Serranidae
Gene: itgbl1
Product: integrin, beta-like 1
Biological process (GO): cell adhesion mediated by integrin; cell-matrix adhesion; cell-cell adhesion
Cellular component (GO): cell surface; focal adhesion; integrin complex
Molecular function (GO): integrin binding
Source: RefSeq, a predicted model, not a curated record